AUGGACUGCUAUGCAGUCGUUUUUGGAGAGGAGAUGCAGGAUGAUGGAAAAUUUGGAUCAAGCUUUGGUAACGCAAACACCAGGCCAUCAGUUGCCCUCUGUGGAGACAUCUGCAAGAUGUACCGCUGCGUGCGUGUGUCCCACCCGGAUGACUUUUUGCAGUGUAUUGUUUGGCGAGAGAAGUCCACGGAUGAGUUGAGUGUUUACAAAUUGAACACGGUGACUUAUGGUACCAAGCCAGCUGCCUUUCUGGCUAUAAGAGCCAUGCAUCAGCUCUCUUAUGAUGAGGAGGAUUCGUUUCCAAUUGGAGCAAAAAUUGUUCGUAGGGACUUCUACGUGGAUGAUUUAAUCUCUGGUGGCGAGUCAAUUGAAGAGGUUAGGGAAAUUCGUCGUCAGGUGAAGGAUCUAUUGUCGCGAGGCCAUUUUCCAAUCCGCAAAUGGUGUUCUAAUGAUGGACGCGCCCUCGAAGGAGAGUCUGACUGCGAUAAGGAGAAGCUAAUUCAAUUUCACGACGGAUCAGCUGUUACCAAGGCGCUGGGAUUAGCCUGGGAUCCUUCUUCUGACCAACUUCUGUUCAACUUUUCUCAAUUAUCUGUAAAUCAUCGAGUCACCAAGCGUAUUGCACUUUCAACAAUAGCCAAAUUCUAUGAUCCGCUCGGUUUAAUAACACCGAUUGUCACAAAGGCCAAGAUCUUUUUGCAAUCCCUAUGGAAUGCUAACUCUUCCAUCCAGUUGCAUGGAUUCUGCGAUGCUAGCAUAGCGGCUUAUGGAGCGUGUUUAUAUUUGCGGUCGGAGGCCAAUGGAGAAGCAAAGGUCCACUUGCUCUGCGCCAAGUCGAGAGUGUCCCCUUUAAAGGCUUUGACAAUUCCAAGAUUGGAGUUGUCGGCAGCGCUUUUAUUGGCGGAGCUUAUCGUAAGCGUCAAGGAAACCAUCGAUUUCGAAUGCGACUUUUAUUGCUGGUCCGACUCGUCUAUCGUACUGGCGUGGAUUCGGCAGCCUCCGAGGGAUUUCAACGUAUUUGUAUCCAACAGAAUCGCGAAAAUUCAGGAGAUGACAAAAGGCAUGACUUGGCACCAUGUUCCAACAAGCUUAAAUCCGGCGGAUGUCGUAUCGCGAGGCUGUACCCCGAGAGAAUUGCUGGAGCACUCCCUGUGGGCUAACGGGCCUCCAUUCCUGCUGCAAAGCUCGUCAAAAUGGCCCUCUCUUCCAAAUGCAGUUAAGGAUCUUCCAGAACGUCGUUCCGCAGCGCUAGUUGGAACUAGCAAAAUCUUCACCUUCAAGGAACCGUAUUACCGUUGA
Messenger RNA from Drosophila rhopaloa, 1299 nucleotides. RefSeq lists its product as uncharacterized. The record is from RefSeq and is a predicted model, not a curated record. Lineage: Eukaryota; Metazoa; Arthropoda; Insecta; Diptera; Drosophilidae. The transcript is spliced from 4 exons. Bases 1 to 1299 code for a protein of 432 amino acids.